GAUUCCGGGAUCGAGUUAAAAUGUUGCUUCAAGUUGUAGUUUGAGCCCCCCACACGCACAGAAGUACCCCUUAGUGAUUUGGUAGUUCUUGGUUGGUGGGACUUGUUUUCAAAUUACAGUAUUGCAGAGCGCUUUGCCUUUCUAGUCUGCACAAAGUGGUAUAAUCCAGUAAUUCAUAAGCAUUCUUGAUUUCUUUUAAUGGAGGACCAAGUUCUUCAUGAAGAUGAGCAUCGGAUCAGUGGAAUAUGCAACCCUUAGGACAUCGGUGGACACUUAUGAAAGCUCCUGUUAUUGGUUUCCAGAUCUUGCUUUUCAUGCGCUUGGAGGGAACAUCACCUGGUGCUGAACAUUUUCCAUGUCUGAUCCUUUGCUCCACCUUUUUUGAUUCAAGGAGCUGGGGUUUUGCUGUAUAUAGAUUGGUGGAGAAAAUUGUUUUCUUGCUAAACAGUGGAGCUGGUUCUGGUAGAUACUUCGCCGUCACAUCAAAUGCUCAAGAUUAUUUUGGAUUUUUGCACAAUGGAUCCAGGUUACUCGGGUGGUGGUCAAUCGAUGAAGGUAGUAGGAAGGAGCGGGCUAGAAUUUAUUGUGCUGGAGGUUCAGGCUACAACACUUUCCCAGCUGCAACUUGUGAAGAAGCAGCCCAAAUCUGAACUUGUUCAUGAGGUUCAAACAGUUUUGCCUGUUCAAUAAGGCCCAAGUUUAAGAUUGUUUGUAUCUAUCCACACUCUGCUGCAACUUAAUUCUGCUCUUUCUUCAUAAAAAAUACAACUUUAACUCUUCAAUUCUUUUGUAUCAUCAUAUUCGGAGAUUACAAGCUUUACUCAUUGAGCAAACAGAAAUUACAGAAUUUAGCCAGAAGUAUAAAAGGCUUCAAUUAGUUUUUAGAACAGCCUAGUUGUCUUUUAUGUUCACACUAAUCUUUGUUAUGCCAUCCAUGCUCUCAAUGCUGUAUUUGGGCUUUCCCUGUGCUGAUUUAAUGAAUCUAUCAGGACAAAAUUCUAUGUAGAAUUUGUUUCAAAGGACAAAUUAAUGUGGUCCUGCUUCCAUGCAGGCAUCGUGCCCUUUUCAGGUAUGGGGAUCCACCUUUCUCUUACCAAUAUUUGUUGAUACUUCAAACAGUACACUUCUCUGAAUGAAAAAUAAAAAGAAUUAAGAUUAUUGAUGAGAAAGCUUUUCAUUGAGGAUGAAGCUUUGCCUUCAAAAUUGUUAUUCAUGCCAUGCACAGGUAAAAGAACUCUGAAUUGCUUGUUUAAAAAAAAAGAACGAAAAACCUGUUUAUAUGUAUUUAUUCCUUUUGUUAAUAUCUUCUUGAAUUUGUGUUCAGCACAUGCUGCCAGAAGAGUAAAAGUUCCCCAAUCUGCCUCGUCACCAAUGAGGUGCAGUUGUCUGUAUAUGAUGUGUAGUUCCAAUUGUAUCCAUGACAUGUGUAUAUGUGAAGGAAAGAUUCCUUGCUGCUUGUGGUUUUAGAUGAAGCACGCACUGAGAAGCUACAAUUUUGGCGUCCUCUAUUCACAUGUAACAGUAGUUUUGUAUCAUUUUCCAGGAACUGUAAAUAUUCUGACAGAUUUGAUGAACUAUGAAAGUAAAUUUUUUU
Molecule: messenger RNA, 1594 nt
Organism: Populus trichocarpa (black cottonwood)
Lineage: Eukaryota; Viridiplantae; Streptophyta; Magnoliopsida; Malpighiales; Salicaceae
Exons: 6
Coding region: 246-650 (134 amino acids)
Source: RefSeq, a predicted model, not a curated record